AUGAAGCAAGCAAAGCAUCUGUCCUCCACUUGUAAAAAAUCAGCACAUGUUCCAGAAUUACAUAAAAAAAGACAAGUUAUUUCAUCAGUGUCAGCUAAAUCAAAGGAAAAAUGUAAUGCAAAAUCAGUAAAUGAUAAAAUUGAACCAAUGGUCCUAGGUUCUCCACCAACAGGAGAAUCCAUUGUAAGAUAUGCUUUGCCCAUUCCAUCAAGUCAGACAAAAGAAUUAAUAGCAGAAGAUCAAUUGAUCAGGAGAACUACUAAACAUCUGAGUCUGGUUGUUUCUACUUUGGAAGAGGCCUAUGGAAUUAAUGUUGAACCUAGGCGAAAAUUAGUCAUGACACCUGACAGUGAAGAAUUGUCUUUAUCUGUUGGGGAUGAUCUGAAUUCAUUCUUGGUAUAUUGUUCACAGUAUGCAGUUCAGCUAGAAGAAGCAGUUAAGGAAGAACGCAGUAUUUUGGAAUCUCUUUUUAAGUGGUUUCAGCAGCAGGUCAAUCAGAUGGAGGAGUUAAGUACAGAUCAAAGUUUUUUAGAAGAAGAGCUUCCAGUACCUGAUAAAACAGUCUCUUCAAGCAUUGCACAAGUAAUAAAGCAAUUGCAAAAACUUGAACAGCUGAGUAAUCAGUUUAAACAUGGGUCUAAAUAUUCCUUGAAAACCAUAUUAUCUAAACCCACCUCUAGAGCUUUUCUCAUCAUCUUUCAGUGGUAUGACUUCUUUUUUCUAAACAUAUUGUUGGGGGUAGAAGCAAUGCAGAUGUUACAAUUAGAGAAAUUUGAACAACUUGGCUUCAAACUAACAACUGCUGCUUCUUAUGAAUUCUUACAAACCCACCAAACUGAAGAAUUUAUAGGAGCUUCUGAAACUGAGCCAGAAACUGGUUUUUCGGUGACUAAUAGAUUGAAUACCAUGUUGAAAAUAUUUGAAAAACAGUCAAAUAUGUUGGAGAGAGCUAUAAAUGAACAUGAUUCAUUAGAGGCCAAAUACAGUAAGAUGCAAAGUGAUUUCCAGUUGUUAUCUGAGGAGAAAUCAGUGCUGGAAAAUGAGCUACAAAAAUUGAAGAAUCCAGAGAAAACAAAGUCUAUAUCUGAUCGAACAAAGAAAGCAGCUGUAAAACAGGAGAAGAAAAAAGACAAAGGAAAAUCUGAGGAAUCAGAAGAGAAGAAAUCUAUAGCCAAACAGCCAAAACUAGAAGAUUUUCUUGAAGUCCAGAAUGCAGCAAAUGCUCUAGCAAUUGAGAACAAAGUACUUCAAGAACAACUGAAACAAGCUUUGAAGGAAGCUGAAAAAACUAAGCACCAACUUGACUAUUUCCUAAAUCAAAGGAAGGAGUUACUUAAAAGUGAGCAGAACAAGACAGCCAUGCAAAUGGAUAUUAAUAAAAUGAAAGUUAAUGCUUUAGAUUCAGAAAAUGUACCACUGGAGAAAGAAGGAAGAAAAAAACUUUCAGACUCACGUGUACGAAAGUCAGAUGAUAAAAUCCAAGAGCACUCACAGAUCUCUCCAAACCAACGUGGAAGUGUCAUUGAAAAAAGCUCAGAGAAGAAAAGGUCUAGCCCUGCUAUUUCAGAUCUUUCACAGAUCCCCAAGUCUCAACAUGAAUCAGCUUUUUUAGAACGUUCAAAUGAAGUUUCACCCAGUGAAGAACUAUCCCAUGCAUCUUCAUUAGAGACCCAUGAUAAAUCAUUUGCAACAGUAUUACCCAGCAAAGAAAUUCAAGAUUCACUCCCUGACUCACCUGAAGUAGUGACAACAUCACAUAUUUCACAUCCUGUUUUUACUAAAAGAAAAUCAAAAGAUAGCAAUACUUCAAAGACUGGUGUUUCAGAAGAGAAGUUACAAAGUGAGACUGAAAACCAGACUUCCCAAGAAGCAAGAGAAUUUCAAGAUCAAAAACUAGACAAUGUAGGAGAUACAAGUUUGCCAGUGGAUCAAGGCUUAGACUCACAUGUCCCAUCUCAAACUGAAAAACAUGGAAGUGUUCAACCUGAUAGACAAAGUGGUCCAGAAGCAGAUGAGAUUGCUGAUGAAAGUCCUUUGCCUUUGGAUAAAGUUUUAGAUUCAAGGGAUCAGCUGCAGAUUAGAAAUAGUAUUUCAGAUACUGAACCUCUCACUCAGGAUAAAGAAUCAUAUGAAAAUAUUAUGCUUGAGAAGCAAGAUUCAGUGUCAAAAGCCCAAACACAAGUAAAGAAACGAAGAUCCAGGGAUGGAAAACUCAAUGCUCAGGAUAAAGAAACAUAUGAAAAUAUUAUGAUUGAGAAGCAAGAUUCAGUGUCAAAAGCCCAAACACAAGUAAAGAAACAAAGAAGAUCCAGGGAUGGAAAACUCAAUGGUUAA
This is a messenger RNA of Orycteropus afer afer, 2334 nucleotides long. RefSeq names its product coiled-coil domain containing 7 (gene CCDC7). Bases 1 to 2334 code for a protein of 777 amino acids. The transcript is spliced from 23 exons. Lineage: Eukaryota; Metazoa; Chordata; Mammalia; Tubulidentata; Orycteropodidae. The record is from RefSeq and is a predicted model, not a curated record.